AUGCAGAUCAUGUUUGGGCGUAAGAAUAAACCGAAAUCGGUUAAGUCCAAUUCCUUCAUCGAGCCUUCUCCAUCAUUGUCUUCAGGUUUCGCACAAGAAGUUUUAGAUCUCGAAGGCGAAUUAGAUUUCUGCUGCAAUAUUGAGACAAUUCAAAGACUUUUGCAGCUCUACACCCAGGCAAUCGAAUUCUUCGAGUCAAUAAAAGACCCAAAAUACCUCCACUAUCAAGAAAGAAUGCAAAAUUUAUUGGCACGAAAAGAUGUGCUCCAAGUAAUUAAAAAUCCCCAAGGAGAAAACAGAAGUGUGACGCCAACCCCGACACUAUCCACCGAAACCUUUAAGAAAAAAGCUGAACAAAGACAAAAAAUGAGGGUCAAACAAGCAGAUGUCCAUUUAAACAAAGAUGUGGCUAUUGAAAGAAACGCUGAACAAACGAUAAUCACUCAUGCCAGCUCAAAUACCAUGAUUAAAGGCAAAAUUAAAGAAAAUUUAAAAUUGCAGGCAGAUUCACUUAAUAUGAGGCUUCAUGAAAGAAAAAGCCACUGUAAGACGCCUUCACCUGAUAAAUUAAAUAGGAGAUCAACAAUAGGAGAAUUUACUAUUAGACCAGAAUUAAGCCCUGAAAAUGAAGAAAGUGAUAGGAGCGGCGGGUUUUGCAAAAAAACUCCGCUUGAAUUGUUUGAACAAGAAGUAGAAAGCAUUAUGGAAAAUUUUGUGGAAGAAAAAGCAAAAAUAAAAAGCCGAAUUAUGGAAAAUUAUAACGAGGAGUUAAGAGAAGUGACAAAAAUGGGAGACUCGCCACUAUUAAAUGACAUUAAAAAUCAGAUGAAAAAAGUUAUGGAAGAAGAACUAGCAGAAGCUUUAGCUGAGGUAGAAAAAAAGAGAAAGCAAGCGAUUGACAAUGCAAAGCAGAAGUUAUUAUCAUCAAAUUAG
Molecule: messenger RNA, 933 nt
Organism: Blepharisma stoltei
Lineage: Eukaryota; Ciliophora; Heterotrichea; Heterotrichida; Blepharismidae
Source: the annotation of a GenBank genome assembly